AUGCCCCCUCAACCCCCCAUCCUCCUCCUCAAAACCAAAUCCUCCCCACACGACGGCUACGAUGACUUCUUCUCCGCGACCGACUACACGCCAGCCUUCAUCCCCGUUCUGGAGCACCGCUUCCACACCGAGAACCUAGCUACCGUACGCAAGCUCUUCGCGUCCGGCGCAUUCGACACAGAUGCCGAUACGCCACCUAGACAUGGACCCGAACCCAAUGGACAUGACAUGAAGUAUGGCGGCAUGAUCUUCACCAGUCAGCGUGCAGUGGAGGGAUUUGCAAAGAUGAUCGAAGAGAACGGCCGUACCUACUCCAAGCAGAGGACCGACGGCCAAAUUGCUCACCUAACUCAUCACCAACCGUCUAUAGUCCCAUCCACGCCAUCCAAACCCCCACUACUCCUCUACACCGUCGGCCCCGCCACCGCCCGCUCCCUCACUACCUUGCGCGACAAAUACCUCCCCACCGCGACGAUUCACGGCGCCGACGCCGGCAACGGCGAGAACCUCGCGCACCUCAUGCUGGACCACUACAAUGGCAUUCACAGCGGGUCCACGAACCCAGCCCUCCUCUUUCUCGUCGGCGAACAGCGUCGCGACAUCAUACCCAAAACGCUAAUGGACCCGGCCCGCCCCGCGCACGAGCGAAUCCCCGUCAACGAGAUCGUCGUCUACGAGACUGGGGAAAUGGACUCGUUCGAGUCUGACUUUGCGGCCGCGGUGCAGAAAUACGAGGGCGUCGAGGCGCUUUGGGUCGUUGUUUUCUCGCCGACGGGCUGUGAGGCGAUGCUCCGCGUUCUUGGGCUCGGUCCGUUCGGAACUGCUGGUGCGGCUGACCGAGGGACGCGGAGGAUCUUUGUUGCGACUAUUGGGCCGACGACGAGGGAUUUCCUGAGGAAGACGUUUGCAUUUGAGGCGGACGUUUGUGCGGAAACGCCUAGUCCUGAAGGUGUGGGGAGAGGGGAUUCGCAGGUUUAUGGAGGCUCGACGGGGGGA
This is a messenger RNA of Penicillium canariense, 996 nucleotides long. RefSeq names its product uroporphyrinogen-III synthase HEM4. The record is from RefSeq and is a predicted model, not a curated record. Gene Ontology annotation, molecular function: uroporphyrinogen-III synthase activity. The transcript has 2 exons. The annotation marks the transcript as partial. Lineage: Eukaryota; Fungi; Ascomycota; Eurotiomycetes; Eurotiales; Aspergillaceae. Gene Ontology annotation, biological process: uroporphyrinogen III biosynthetic process.